This is a messenger RNA of Poeciliopsis prolifica (blackstripe livebearer), 1348 nucleotides long. RefSeq names its product mamu class II histocompatibility antigen, DR alpha chain-like. NCBI's taxonomy places the organism in Eukaryota, Metazoa, Chordata, Actinopteri, Cyprinodontiformes, Poeciliidae. Gene Ontology annotation, cellular component: MHC class II protein complex; membrane. The record is from RefSeq and is a predicted model, not a curated record. Gene Ontology annotation, molecular function: MHC class II protein complex binding. Gene Ontology annotation, biological process: positive regulation of T cell activation; peptide antigen assembly with MHC class II protein complex; antigen processing and presentation of exogenous peptide antigen via MHC class II.
AGUUGAGCUCAGAUCAGGUGAAGAUGAAGCAGAAGAUGAAGCUGCUGCUGCUCUGCGUCCUGCUCUGUGUUUCUGCUGAUGUGCAACAUGACAGUUUCCGGGUCAUUGCAUGUUCAGACACGGAUGGAUUCAACAUGAUGACUCUGGAUGGGGAAGAGGCUUGGCACGCUGACUUCAUUCAUGAGACAGGAGUUGAUACCCUGCCGGACUUUGUCAGCUCCAAGUUUUCUGUGGGGCAACAACAAGUUUGCAAAAGUAACCUGAAGAUUAUCCGUAUUGGUCUGAAGGACAUCCCUGAUCCACUUGAUCCUCCAACCAGCCUGCUCUACACGGCUAACGUUGUGGAGCUGGGAGAGAAGAACAUCCUGGUCUGUCACGUCUCUGGUUUCUAUCCGGCUCCGGUCAACGUCUCCUGGACCAGAAACGGAGACAAAGUGACUGAAGGAACCAGCAUCAACGUUCCUUUUCCCAACGAAGACAACACCUUCACCCAGAUCUCCAGGCUGCACUUUGUCCCUCAGCUGGGAGACAUUUACAGCUGUUCAGUGGAACAUCUGGCCCUGAAAGAACCACUGACCAGAAUCUGGGAUGUUGAAGUGCAAGUGGCUCCGCCUGGCGUUGGACCCGCCGUGUUCUGUGGAGUCGGUCUCAUCGUGGGUCUGCUUGGGGUGGCGGUCGGGACUUUCUUCCUCGUUAGGGGGACAGAGAGCUGAUUGGCACCAUGUUACUGAUCUUUACCAGACAUAUUAUCUGAAGCUCAUAUUCAUUCCUCUGGAUUGUUUCACAUUUUCACGCUGAUGUUUCCCUAAAAACUGAAUUUCUGCUCCUCAGUUUGUUCUGCUCAGAAUCAACCAAGCUGUCACUUUAUACACAGUUUAGGAAACAUGUACUAAUUAUUCUGUUGCAUUUGAACCUGAAAUGGUUUGUAGUUCUUGGUAAUGAAACUUUAGACAGUAGAGCAGAAACUGCAGCAUCUAUCAAUGCUGCAGUUACAUCUUUCUUUACGAUUCAUUUCUGACUCAACAGGUUUGUGUAGAUCAAUGAGGAAAGAGCAGUUUGUUCUUUUCAGACCCGAUCAGAUCCCAGAGUUUUUCCUUCCACCUUACUUUAAAAAAAACUUCUUGAGUUUUUUAAGUGUGUGUAAAAAGUUACGCUUUCAUUCCUAUAACAUGAUGGUUUUCAUUGAACUCUGUAUUGAUCGUUGGUUUUCUGUUUCUGGGUUCAGAUCUCCUCUCAGGUUUUUAUCAGUGGAACAUCUUCAUGUCUCAACCUGCUGGUGAAGCAAACAGAUUCACAUUUUUCUGAUGCUUAAUGUGUCUAAAAUAAAGAUCUGAUUCCUGGACUUUAA